AUGUCUCGACUCGUUGUUCAAGACUUCAAGGAAAGUGACAAAGGCACCUACACGUGCAGCAGGAAGACCGAUGGCGACGGCAAUGCAGUGACCCCCGCCAAGGUCGACCUGGUGAUGCGGCCGCGUCUUCUGGCCGAUUUUGUGGCUCUGGCUCCCACGGAAACCGAUGACACCGUCUCGGCCACAGUGAUGACCGGUUAUCGUGUCAGUGUGCCGCUUGAAGAGGGAUUCGGCGGGCGUCUGGUGUGCCGAACCAACCCGGCCUUCAAGGCGCCAAUCCGCGUCACUUGGUUCUACCAUGGAAGGCAGCUGAUUGGUCCAGCCGCCUCGAUGCUGGAAGAGGAGGUGGAGUUGGUACCGAGUAACGAAAAGCCGAAGCAGGACCAGCGUGGUAAUUCGGAAGGGCGGAAGAGAUUUCGGCUUCAAAAGAAGUCCGGCAGGGAGUCGCAGUUGGCGAAUGCGCCGAAGAAAUUCGCCGAUGGAAUCUUUAGACCGGUGGUCGUGGAUCCUGCGGAAUUGGGUGUCUCUUUGGAAAACGACUCACAGGUUCUGAAAUUUUCAAAGCUUUCAUCCCGCCACGCCGGGAUGUACAUGUGCAAAGCAGAAGCCCCAAACCCAGUCUACAGACCUCCUCUCCCACCGGAUCAACUGACACGAGCGGUGUUCUCCCACAUGCCGAAUUUCGCUGCGCCUGGUCUCGCCGCAGCCAAGCCCUUUGAUGUCGCCACCGACAGCGGCAUCAACACCGAGUUCCUGGUUCAAGUCCAGCCCAUCCGUCUGAUUGUCUUCACUCGACCUCGAAUUCUUCCAGGGAACCCGCGACUGAUUGACAUUAGCCCACCCACCUCGCCCUCACCACCGCCGUCGUGGUCGAUGAGGGGACGGUUCGACCCUCCCUCCGCUUACGCCUCCCACCUGCGCAGUCGUCGUACCCUCGACACCCUCCACAUUCCACCUUGGGCGUACGCAAACCGUCCGGUUGCCAAGGAGGGCGAAAAAAUGGUUCUGGAGUGUGCCGCGAGGGGAAAUCCACCUCCGAAGCUUGUCUGGUUUAAGGGCGGCGGUGGCACGAGUUUGCCCCAUCCCGACAACGGCCCUCGCAAAAUCGACGUGAAUUUUGACGUCGCUAUUCGCGAAGCCCUGAGUUACCUUCCUCUGGAUGAAGCGAAAAAGUACUUGGGAACUAAGGUAGCGGAGGACGGCCAAUUGUACCCGGCAAUCACGGAGGCCUCGUCCGACUUCAAUCUGUCCGAUGUGAAGAAGAUUGUGGACCUCGACGGCGCGUCGUUGGGACCGAAGGAGGUGGAGUUUUCGGGGACUCGACUAGACCGUUUCUCUGUUGUUGCAGGUCUACGAAAAGACGACACUGGAGUGCCCAUUAUAGCCGUGUCUAGACUCAUUGUGGACAAUCUGGGUGUGUCGGACGCGACGAGGUAUACCUGUCUGGCUCAACUGGACAUGGAACCGCUUGGGGGCCACGGAAACUGGACUGACGUUGGAAGCAUGCUCCCGGCGAUCAUCCUGCUGCCGAAAUUCGUCGCGGCUGGAACCAAACUCUACGCGACCGGCAACCCUGGCGAGAACGCGACGCUGACCUGCGAAGCUCUCGGUGGUUUAUCGACCCCGGGGGGACUCCAACUCACCCUUCUACGAGGGUCCGGUCUGAAGGAGCUCGCAGACCAGAUCAUCACCGCCAAGGGCACCCUCCAGCACUCGACACUGUCAGACGUCGCGACGCUGGAAUCGCGGCCGUUUUUGGGUUCAGGCGACCGCGAGAAGGUGCCGUUCGAUGAGAGGAUCGAGACAAUCCGACCAGACAUGGAUCCGAGGUACCAUCUUAUGUCCGGACCAGAUCCGCGGAACCCCUACGCAGCGAUGGUUCGACUGACCAUUACCAACUUGCUCCCCGAAGACAAUAACUACUACGUUUGCAAAGCGCAAAGCGGUGAAAACUGGAUCUCCUACGCACCAUCGCUGGAAGACUCGCUCGGUCGACUGUCGGUGUGGUUCGCCCCACCGAGAGCUGGUGCCCCUUCAAGGGACGGCGACGGAAGUGAAGGAGGAGGGGGAGGAGGAGACGGCGGCGGUGGCGGCGGCGGCGAUCGGGAUGGUGGCGGUGGAGGUGAUGUGAUGUACGGUCUGGCGCACAAACCAUCUCGACUCGAGUGUCGAUCGCUGGGACAACCGCCUCCGCACUGGACUUGGACGGGACCGGCCAUUCGCAAGCCAAUUGUGCCUGUUUCUCCUGGCGAAUCUGUGGAGGCUGACGGCUACACCGUGCGUGUCUACCAGGAGGGUGAGGAGUCGGUGAGUGAGCUGAUUCUUCCAGCGGCGUACUGGAGCUUCGGCAUUUUCGGCAGCUACUCGUGCACGUCGGAAAACCGACUUGGCAAGGCCACCGGCUACGUUCGGCUCAAACUCGCCACGCACCCUCAGCGUCCCAAUGUCACCGCGUGCACGUCUACCGAGCAGACCACCGCCACCAUCCCGAUCGCCGCCGCCGCCACCGCCGCCGUCUCCUCCUCCCCCUCCUCCUUCACUUCCGUCGCCGUC
Molecule: messenger RNA, 2553 nt
Organism: Mesocestoides corti
Lineage: Eukaryota; Metazoa; Platyhelminthes; Cestoda; Cyclophyllidea; Mesocestoididae
Source: the annotation of a GenBank genome assembly